AUGGCCAGGGUCUGGCGUUUUUCAGAAGAAAAGACUGCACUCUAUUACUCAGGUACAGAAACGGGACAACACAGGAACGGAGUAGGAAUCAUUGUCAGAAGAGAAAUGCAACAGUCAGUUAUAAACUUUAUCUCAUACAAUGAUAAAAUAAUGCUACUGCAAAUAAAAGCCCAUCCCGUCAACGUUGACCUACUACAAAUUUACGCUCCAACAUCAGACCACAGCGAUGAAGAAGUAGAAGACUUUUAUGCAGAUCUAGAAAACUUAACUAGAAACUUGAAAAAACAUGAGAUAGACAUUGUAAUGGACGAUUUCAACGCUAAAGUUGGUAAAAGAAGCGUGCCAGGUGUUGCCGGUGAUUUUGGAUUGGGGCAACGAAAAGAAAGAGGUGAUAGACUGAUUGAAUAUUGCCAAGAACAUGACUUGAUUAUAACAAACACCAUAUUUAAGUUACAUCCAAGGAGACUCUAUACGUGGACUGCUCCAGGAGAUAGAGAAGGCCAGGUAAUAAGAAAUCAGCUAGACUAUAUAUUAACAAACAGAAGAUUCAGAAACGCAACAUAUGGAGUAAAAACUUAUCCAAGUGCAGAUGCAGCUACAGAUCACAAUAUAUUAAUAGCUAAUGUGAAAAUUAAAUUAAGAUCACAAAAAAAAACAAUACAGACCACCAACACUGGACGUAGCUAA
Messenger RNA from Diorhabda sublineata, 687 nucleotides. Its product is annotated as craniofacial development protein 2-like. The transcript has a single exon. Gene Ontology annotation, biological process: chromatin remodeling. Bases 1 to 687 code for a protein of 228 amino acids. Lineage: Eukaryota; Metazoa; Arthropoda; Insecta; Coleoptera; Chrysomelidae. Gene Ontology annotation, molecular function: catalytic activity. Gene Ontology annotation, cellular component: nucleus. The record is from RefSeq and is a predicted model, not a curated record.